CCUCAUACUGGGAGAGUAGGUACUACCUUUAAUGUGAUUUAUAUAAAGAAGAUUUGCGACGCGACCGUAUUUAUUCAACAACGCACCGACGGGCGGCAUGGAAAUCAGUUUCAGAAUGCAUCGUUCACAGUGUUUGAUUAUUACGGUUGCCUACCUACUGUUGCCAUUCAGCUGGGCCCAGCAACACCAGCAAGCGUUUUCCUUGCUAAAACGGUGCCCAUGUGUACCGAUAAACACAUGCUAUAGCGAAGAGGCCAGUCUGAAUGUUCAGCAGUAUCUUAACGAUCAAUUUAGGUGUCCAGAAUUCACCCACCAGCACUGCUGUGGUCCAGUAUAUCCAACACUCGGUCAUCCCGAUGAACAGUUGAAGACAUUAAAAGCGGACGCGGUAAAUCCACCUUCCGAUGACAAUGUGAUAGUUAUUGUGGCCGAAAGUGUUACACCUAAACAGGAAGUUCAAAGUCGUUCCGAGGAAGUCAUGACUGUUCUGCCACAAACGGAAGGUCCAAUUUUCACCGAGGCUACUACUUCCGUCGACAAUGAGGACAGUGCAACAGAAACAUCAACAGUACUCGUCGAAGAUACUACUACUCCUUUACCAGUAACUACCACAACAGUUCAAAGUCCCACCAGAAGGCGCCUAAACCGAUUCCAUCAGAGGCGUCUCUUUCCGAAGCACGAACGCAGUUCCACCGAGUCAACAUCAGCGCGAGAUCCGAUUCGGAGGAGUACAACUAGUUCCACAACUGAAUCGUCUAGGAGACUACCAACUCGCAAAAGUCUUUACAACACCGAAUUUCAACAGCGAUACGUGCCUAACCGACAACGAAAAGAAACAACCACAACUACGGAAUCCUUGGAGUAGGCUUUCUCAACCGACCAUCUGUUAACAUUUCCAAUAAAAAAUCAGAUUCAA
Topomyia yanbarensis is the source of this 916-nucleotide messenger RNA. RefSeq lists its product as uncharacterized. The transcript is spliced from 2 exons. The coding region runs from base 98 to 865 and encodes 255 amino acids. The record is from RefSeq and is a predicted model, not a curated record. Lineage: Eukaryota; Metazoa; Arthropoda; Insecta; Diptera; Culicidae.